Molecule: messenger RNA, 2070 nt
Organism: Symbiodinium sp. CCMP2592
Lineage: Eukaryota; Dinophyceae; Suessiales; Symbiodiniaceae
Source: the annotation of a GenBank genome assembly
AUGCUCGCUUGGUGCAUCGUGGCUUUGGUCCCUUUGACACCUUCGUCUGGUGCCACAGUGGCAGAGGAAUGUUCUUCUGCCAAAGCAGAUGCGGUGACGUCAGCAUUGCUUCAACUCGAGCAUGUGAGAGAUGGGCCGUGUAAGCCCUGGUGCAGCAACCACCCCAUUCCCCAAAGCUGCACUUGGAACAACUGCAAGGGCUGCUCUGCAUGCGUUACCACCACCACGACCACCACCACGACCACCACCAUCCCGUCUCCCUUCGGCUACACCUAUGUGGGGACCGGCUAUUGCCACGUCCAGCCCGGGGGCUACAUCGGUGGCUGGUAUAAACCAGACGCCGUUGACCUCGACACCUGUGCACGGAAGUGUUCUUCCGAGCUGAAUUGCAAGUACUUCAGCUUGUGGGUCGAUCACACUUGUGCUCGCUACAGUGACGACCCUGGAAAUUGCACUACGAGGUGGGAACCUAGCAACUAUAUCACCUAUGUCAGGGCACCAGGACGAAGCUAUGUUCCGGGUGAGCCUGGAGCUGUGUGGAUGCCAGAACAUCAGAAAGACAUCAGAGCCAAAUUGAUCCGUGUCUUCCAGGAGCCGGAUGGCGUGUGUCGGGAAGGGAACAUCCAAGUGCCGGGGGAACGAUGGUCAGGUCUACCCACCAUGGCAAAGUUCCUGCGCUUGGCAUUUCAUGAUUGCAUGAAGUAUGCCGAUGGCACCGGUGGCUGUGAUGGGUGCUUGGAGUGGACGGGUGUAGGUGAGCGCUUCUCGCGAGAUCAGCAUGGAAAGGCUCAACUGAAUGCUAGUGAUGAUGGUCACAACAACGGCUUGCAGCCAACAGUGGAGAUCUUGGAGAAGAUCUAUACAGAUCCGACUUUUCCACAGAAGGCGCCGGCUCUGCCACGGUCGCCAAAAGACAGCGGCAUCUCUCGAGCAGAUCUGUGGGCUUUUGCUGGCAUGGUGGCAGUUGAGCAUGGAAUCCUACUCAACAACCUCGCCUGUCAAAAGCUGGAUUUGGACGAUACAGCGGGGAUUUUGAGCCAAUGUCAUCCCAGAGUUGGAGAGCCUGAUUGCGAGGUGGCCGCUCCUCGUCCCUUCACGUUUGCGUCUGGUCGCAAGGACUGCAUUCCGGACCCGACGGUGGACAGACCGUACAAGACCUUCAAGAAGGAACUGCAUCCGGAUCCGAAUGCAAAUGCCUCCGUGACGCUGAACUACUUCAAGCGUGACUUUGGAUUCAACGCUCGCGAGACAGUGGCCAUCCUCGGUGCUCACACAUUGGGCCGGGUCCACAACACAAUCAGCUUGUUUCAGUACACCUGGAAGACACGCUCGGCAAUGCUUUUCAACAAUGGCUACUUCCGCAAUUUGGCAAGCAAAGAAGAUUGGUACUACCCCACAGGAUCCUUUCCAGACGGGAAGAAUAUCCGAAGCACUACUUGUCGUGGUUUCGGCAACUCGAGUGGUCAGCGGCCACCAGCCAGAUGGAAACCACAUGCUUUCGUCCACUUGACAAAUGGUGGUCCUGUACAAUGGCUUCAGGAAAAGAAGGCGUGCCCAUGCUUCGACACAGGCUUCACACGACCUGAAGAAGGCUGCUGCAGCGACGACAUCUUCUCGUGCAAGGCAGGUUGUGAGCAAUACCGCAUCGUGGUAGGUAUGGAUGAGACUAUGCUUAGCUCCGACAUGAGCCUCUACAGGGACUUCUCCACCAAUGAAGGCAUUCCGGGCGGGUGUCCGGGCCUGGAUGGUUACAGCACGGAGUCCAUUCUGUCAGACUGGCGUCUUCGCACCCCACGCGUGCCACCUGGCGAUGUCCAUGGAGACUCUUGGGACUCGAGCUAUUGCCCUUUCACCACCAUUGCAGAUCCACCCGGAAGUACUCCAAUGUACCAAGUGGUGGAAGAGUACGCUGACAGCAACGAGAAGUUCUUCUCGGACUUCUUCCCUGUGCUAGAGAAGAUGUUGAAGAACGGCUACAGCACUGAGGAUCUCCAGGAAACGCCCAUGGCAAGCCAUGCGUGUCCCUACCAAGACCCCCACGAUUGGCACCGCUACUACUCGUGCUUUUGA